This is a messenger RNA of Effrenium voratum, 2038 nucleotides long. The record is from the annotation of a GenBank genome assembly. Lineage: Eukaryota; Dinophyceae; Suessiales; Symbiodiniaceae.
AGCGCAAAGUCCCGAGAAGGGCACCCUAGUUUUUUUGGAAUGGCGACGACGACAAUGACGGUGGCUUCGCCACCGGAGUAUAGCAAGAGCAGCCUUAGCACAGGUACAGGCACCGCCGGAAGGGUCGUGCUGAACGUGUGCCCCGAUGGUCACCUGCUCAUCAAUAAGGUGGUCACCGGCGGGCUGUUUGGCCUGAACCUCAAGCGCUGCGUGCGCUGCAACGAGCAGCUGAAAACGGGCUUUCGCCGGCACAGCUGCAAGCUUUGCGGGUUCCACCUCUGCGAGUCGUGCUGGACGCUGUGGAUGGGCAGAGAGGCCCCGAAGGUGCUGCUGGGCUCCACGCCGACCACCAAAUCCUCCCCCAUGAGGGCGAGCAGCAGCACCAGCAUGGUGACGAAAUCGGCCACAGUGGUGCCUGCCUGCAAGUAUGGCGCUGCCUGCUACCAGAAGAGCUCCUGGCAUUUGCAGCAAUUUGCGCACCCGGGCGACCGCCACUACCGACACGGCCUCGUGUCCUUCAGCAGCGGACAAUGUCCCGAGUUUCAGAGCCUUUGGCAGCUUUUCCAGUAUCACGACAGAGCAGAGUCUGGGCACUUGGACAGAGAGGAGUUCGCCCUGGCCCUCCACAGCUGCAGCCUGUUCCACAGAGAUCUUCCGCCACUAGAGGAGGCCUGGGAAACAGCUGGGGGGCCCUGCACGGGCUUCGUGAACUUCAGCGAGUUCGCGCACUUUGCGGAGUCGCUGAGCCUGGCGCUGCCGCUGGGCUUGGAGCCCAAGGGAGCGCCGCGGCCUUGCAGGUUCCGAAUCCGGCUGAUCAACAACGGAGAGGACGGAGACGAGGAGUAUACCUGCAGCUGCUCAUGCUUCGAUGCGGACAAGCGUUCGGAAGGGAUGAUCUGCCGCUGCGGUCAUAAGCUGAGCAUGCACCGGUCCGAUUAUGCAGAGGACACCUACAGCAGCAUUUGCGCGCCUCCGCUCGCGUGGCUGCCAGGGUGUGAGGGCCUGGUGGAGGUUACGAACCAGGAGCUGCUAGGACGCCUCCAGAGCAUGCUGAACAGCAGCCACAAGAGUCAUGACAACUGGACAAGGGACAGAGGUUGCAGGCUGCACGGUGUGCACGGCUGCUCUUGGGCUUGUGCUGCCAAGAAUCGUUGCCCUGUGCCCAAUGGCUUCAUGCUGCAAGCAGCUUACAGGAAUCAGAGCCCUGAGUUGUGGCGAAGGUACUGCUUGCUGAAGCAAGCGAUUCGCUCCGAAUGUGCGCGGGGCGAGGAGUUUCCGCAGCCCUCUCUGCUAAGCGCCUCUGACCUCGAUGAGCCUCUGGACAAGGACUGCAAUGAAUGGCGCUGCUUCCAUGGCAGCGCGCCGGUUAACCUCCGGGGCAUUUGCGCGUCCAAUUUUAAGCCCGCAAAGGCGGGUACAGGCGCCACCUGGAAGGAUGCCGGGGCUUCGAAAGGCACACCUUUGUACGGCUUCGGCUUCUACUUUGCGGAGCGCAUCACUAAGGCCGAUGAGUACGCGCGGCCAAUGCCAGAUGGUGACCACGAGGGCCUUUUCGCAGUACUGGUUUGCCGAGUGGUGGGUGGCCGCACCAAGGUGGUGACCAACAAUGAUAUCGACGUGGACGGGCUUCGGGGCUCUGUUUUCGAUGGCCCGUACCACUCUGUCUUCGGCGACCGUGUCGCGACGCUAGGAAAGCCCUACCGUGAGGUGGUUGUCUACGACAAGGACCAGUGCUAUCCGGAAUUUCUUCUCCUGUAUCGCCGCGAUUUCAGCUGAGAGUGAAGGUGACUGGCACUGGAGGUGCCGGUUGUGGAUGCAGGAGGUUUUCCUUUCUUCAAUGCCUUUUCUACUGCUGUUGUACAGAUUCCAGCGAGCACUGGCAUGCAACUACGGACGCGAGCCAGCGCAACCUAUUACAAAAUGGCACGCCAUGGCACGCGUAGCAUUGUUUGCACGGCAUGUUCCACUUCCCAAUUCAUGCCGGAUUUGAAGUCUGCCAUAUUUUCUGCAUUUUACUGGCCGAGUCUUGCUUAAUGGA